GAUCAUUCCACUGGCUGCGCCUCGGCAGCUUACUGGCAGCUAUCCUUGCCCUGACAAACGCCUCCCUAUUUAUUAGAUGGGCCUCCAUACUCUCUGAGCAUCCACAUCCCCCGCGCCUCGCUAGGAACACCACAGACAUGAGCACUCUCCGCAAGCUCAAGGCGUACAUCGUCGGCGGCGUCGGCGUAGACCACGGCGCCGAGCUCAAGGCCGCCGACAUCCCAGUGUCCGAGGUGGACUGCCGCGGGUGCGCGAACCCCUGCGAUGAAGGACACGACGAAUAUCCACCAAGGUUCGAUGUGGACAUGGAAACAGAAAUGCUCGGUUCCAUGAAGCCGUACGCCAUGCAGGUUGUGAUCUCUACGGGAAAGUCGGAUUGGGAGAAGGAGGUGACGGAUGCGUCGGGCACGCUCGCUGCGUAUGUCGACGCCGCCCGGGGCGAGUCCAAGCCCCCAAAGGACAAGAGUGCCAACAGCGCACCAGCGGCGAACGGCGUGGGCGGCCUCCCGGGCGUGUACAAGUCCACGGAGACCUCGAAGGUCACCAUCCUGAACGGGAGCCACAGGACCGUCAGCGACGACGCGACGCACGAGACGGUCCUGGUGUUCCCGCAGUACAAGGUCGUGGCGGACGUUGAAAGCUCGGCCGACGGUGCGAAGAAGCUCUUGCACUCGCUCAAGAAUGCGAAGGAGAGCGAGGGACUGAAGACCUAUGUGCUGCCUUACGCUUCCGUGGUCAUGCUAUGCUCGCACAAGCGGAGGGACAACCGCUGCGCCAUCGCUGCACCCAAGCUCGAGCACACCUUCACGGCGGCGCUCGAGCGCGAGGGUUGGGAAGUCCACACCCAGGUCGAGGACCCCUCGCUGUCCGGCCCUCCCCUCGAGGAGUUCGCCGGCUCGGAAGAGGAGCUGAACGCCGAGAUAGAGAAGCGGCUGAAGGCCUCCGCGGAGUCGAAGCGCGUUCUCGUCAUCCGCAACUCGCACAUGGGCGGGCACAAGUUCGCGGGGAACGUCAUUAUCAACACACCCCAGGGUGCCUGUGUGUGGUAUGGGCGCGUCACGCCGCACGAGGUGGACGCGAUAGUGAAGGAAACGGUAAUGGGAGGGAAGGUUUUGCCUCCGCUCCUCCGCGGAGGACUCAACAUUUCGCGCCCUGGUCACGCGAGUUUGCAUGAUUGGUAGAGACACCUGUUAUACGCGCUACGCCUGUUGCAUCUAUGGUAUCACUAUGUCUGCGGUUUGUCAUAUGCGCGCUCAA
Rhodofomes roseus is the source of this 1257-nucleotide messenger RNA. RefSeq names its product Sucrase/ferredoxin-like-domain-containing protein. The transcript is spliced from 5 exons. NCBI's taxonomy places the organism in Eukaryota, Fungi, Basidiomycota, Agaricomycetes, Polyporales, Fomitopsidaceae. The record is from RefSeq and is a predicted model, not a curated record. Bases 138 to 1181 code for a protein of 347 amino acids.